AUGUCUGGAAUUUUUCCUAAAGAAGCAAUAAAGAAUACUGCUGAAACAAUUGGAAUAUCAAAUCUAAAAGACAAUGUAGCAAAUGCAUUGGCACAUGAUGUAGAAUAUAGGAUCUAUGAAAUAAUACAGGCAAGCAAAUUUAUGCGUCAUUCCAAACGAACAAAAUUAACCGGAGAUGAUAUAAAUCAUGCAUUAAGGAUAAGAAAUGUCGAUCCAUUAUAUGGUUUUGGUUUAAGUGACAAUUCUAAAUUUCAACGAGUCACAAAUAAUCAAGUUGAUUUAUAUUAUAUGGAAGAUGAAGAAAAUGAUUUUGAAAGUGUUUUGUAUUCAAAUAUGCCUAAAGUACCUGUACAAGUUACAUUUACUUGUAUGUGUAUGCGUGAUGUUGCUCAUUGGCUUGCAGUUGAAGGAAUUCAACCAACCAUACCGCACAAUCCACCACCAAUUGAAGAUCGUAAAUCAGAACUACUACAAAAUACUACUAGUACUAAUAAUAACAACAUAAAACAAAAUGAAAUUAAACCUUUAGUACAACAUGUCUUAUCUAAAGAAUUAGAAACUUUUUAUAAUAAAGUUACCAAUACAUUGAUUAAUAGUCAAGAUCCUACCACUGUUACUGCCUCGACUAAUAGAUUGAAACAAUCUAUUUUAAAUGAUCUAGAGAGUGAUACUGGUUUAUCACAACUUGUUCCUUAUUUUGUAAAAUUUAUUUGUGAAAAAGUUGCAGAAGGCGUAAAAAGAAACAUUAGGCUUUUAGAACCUAUUUUACAAAUGUCUGAAUCAUUAAUAAACAACAACAGCCUUUAUUUAGAACCUUAUUUACAUCAAUUGAUGCCUGCAAUAUUAACGUGUAUUCUAAGAAACAACUUGGGAGUACAUGAUAAUUCAUCUUCUGAGUUACAAUGGCAAAUACGUGAAUUAGCUGCACGUAUAAUCGCCAAAAUUUGUGAUAGAUAUGGUGGUACUUAUAUAACCAUUGGCGCCAUGGGGCGUGAAGCUAUUAGAAAUAUUUUAGUGCCUAAUUUAAAAAAAUACGAAACUGUUCUUAAUAAAUAUUCCAAUGAUUCUGUUUUGGGGGGUGUUGUUACUCGUAAUUACAAUGCUAUAUUGGAUAUAUUAUCAAAAUUAAAAGAAUCUGUUGAUCCAAUAAAGUUACAACAAAUUCAAAAUACAUCAACUAGUGAUGUUUUACAUGAACAAUUGGUAAAUAAAGUCGGACAAUAUUUUGCUAAUGGUGUUAUAAACCAAAUCGCCGACGAACAAGUUAUCAUUGCAAUUAUUAAUUCAUAA
Entrophospora sp. SA101 is the source of this 1290-nucleotide messenger RNA. Lineage: Eukaryota; Fungi; Glomeromycota; Glomeromycetes; Entrophosporales; Entrophosporaceae. The record is from the annotation of a GenBank genome assembly.